AUGCCCAUCUGCAUCGAGUGCUCAUACCCGGUGUCGCACCUGUAUAGUGCCUACAGUCGUGCUGAUGACCGCUCCCAGGGAAAAGGCGUGCGAUUGACGCAGUGUCCGCGCUGCCAGCGUUUCGCGGACAAAUAUGUCGAAUAUGACUUCGUCGUGAUCUUUAUCGACCUCGUACUCAUCAAGCCGCAGCGAUCGAUCAUACGCCUCGGCAUUCUUCUCCUCCUGUUCGAUGUCUACCUGACCUGGGCCCGGCUCGAAAAAGACCCUUCUCUCGGCAAUUCUUUUCUCUCGCGCACCCCUAUUGUCGUGCAGUAUCUCUUCUUCCUGACUCUGAACGCUGUGGCCACUCUCGCCCACCACCUCACUGUGCGCCUCCUCGCCUCCAUCCUUGUCCCCAAAUCCCAUCGCUACAGCGCACCCGACACGACGAAUGCCAAUUCCACUGCAGCCAGCACGGGCAACACCACGCCGCUCCCCUCGGGCCCUCCAACACCAACAAUCCGACCCUCUCCACCAUCGCAUGCCCCGAACGCCAAGUUCACGCAACAUUUCGGCUCCAUCGGCGCUCCUGCAAAGCUCACUCCCAACGUAGGCUCUACCAGCGAGCCCACAACCACGCCAGACCCAUUCCCUACGCCCGCGCCAACCACAACCGCACCGCAACGCCCACCCCCACCCCUACGGCGCACAUCCACCGCUCCAAUCCACAGCAUCCGACCACUUCCCCCUCCCACCUCUGCCAGUCCUACGGCGAUUAGCACCGCCCUCCUCGUCAGCAGCUGCGCCAAGCUCUUCCCCAUCCUUCUCGUGAUCUGGGGCGCGGACGGCAGCGACAACACCACCACGGCGGAGAGCAGCGCACCCAGCGCAAUCCGAAAAGAUCUCGGUGCGUCCAAAGCCGCGCUCUCCUCGGAGCGCGGCGCCGCCGCCGCAGCCUCCAUCUUGGAGUCCUCGCUCGCCGCGGCGGAGUCUUUCCUGCGACCGUACCUGCCCACCCGGUACUUGACAGGGCUGUUCCGGGUGCUGGCAUCGCUACUGUCGCUGGGGGUAGUGGAUACGCACCUAGUGCUUCUGAGCAAUAUCGAGGCGCUGUAUAUUCUGCUUGGGUGUGGGUAUCUACGUGCCGUGGCGGUUGCGGUUGCAGGCCAGAUUGCGCGGUGGGCAGUGCAAAGGGUUAUCCUUGGGGCUGUUGGAGUAGGGUAG
This is a messenger RNA of Penicillium macrosclerotiorum, 1203 nucleotides long. Its product is annotated as sterol homeostasis protein ARV1. The transcript is spliced from 2 exons. The record is from RefSeq and is a predicted model, not a curated record. Gene Ontology annotation, biological process: sterol metabolic process; intracellular sterol transport; sphingolipid metabolic process. The coding region runs from base 1 to 1203 and encodes 400 amino acids. Lineage: Eukaryota; Fungi; Ascomycota; Eurotiomycetes; Eurotiales; Aspergillaceae. Gene Ontology annotation, cellular component: Golgi apparatus; cortical endoplasmic reticulum.